AUGAAAAAGAGCAUUUAUCACUCACUCAAAAACCAGCAGCAUCCACUACUUCUGCGAAGACCCUUACCUCCAAAGCUCCCUAAAGUACCUUUAUUAAAAAAGAAAGUUCGUAUAGUACAUACAGUUAAGGCUAGAGAACCGAAGGAAGAGACCUGUGGAAAGUUCGAUCCCGAUGAAAGCGCUUUAGUGAAAAUCGAUCAAAAUGUUUCUCAAUCACAAAGACCUACCAGCACUCAAACCGUCUGUCUUGAUUAUGACCGUAAGGCACUCGAAAGAAUGGUUAACAUUUUUCCACAUCAACACCGUGUUCGCCGUUUUCAUUGGAAGGUCCCAAAGAGCGCCACUGGCUCCAUGUUCAUUCCAAGAUGUCUGUCAGCGUCUUCCAGAGUUUUUAGGAAUACGCUAUGCCAAAUGAAAAAAAGAGCCAAGAAGUCCUCGAAAAAGGAAAGCAAAGAAGAUGGGUUUCUCAGUAAAAAGACAUUUAACAACACUUUAGUCCUUUCCAAGGAGUUUCCCAAACCUUCACCCACUUCUUACUCUAGAUAUAUAGGUUCUAAGUUUAAGCCAUCAGGUACCCAGUUUCACCCUGCACCAAAGACUUCAGGCUACAUUCAAGAACUUCCUCUUCUCAGAGAUGUGAAGAGAACAACACUCAGCCCUAUAUCUAGCGUUUCAUCUGUAAUACCAGAACCACAGUGGUCUGAACGACCACACCCUAUGGCAGCCCCAAGUAAAGUGGUAUUGAACACUGGUUCACUCCCACCAGCCCGUUCUCUGCCAACGCCUGUUUUGCCAAGAAAACCUCCAAGACAGACUAUGAUAGAAAAUGCUGCUGCUGCUGCUGCAGCAGCAGCAGCAGCAGCCGCCACCACCACCACCGCCACCACCUCAGUAGUGAGUGGAAAAACAGAAGCCCACAAACCACCUGAAACUGUUCGGAGAACCACUCGAACAAUAGACCCAGAUGCCGCGCAUGUCUUACGAGGGGAAGGCUUUAAGGCUGUUGCAGCAACACGCUCUGAAACAAUACUGGCGCUGACCACCCUGGCCAUAAUAAAUUGCCAAAUAUAUGGAAGAAAUGCACUUAAUCUUAAGGGAUUCUUUCUAUCGAACUGUCCAGACUUAACACCUGUGACUUUUCAAUUGAUAUACCUUAAUUUAUCAUUUAAUGACUUAAACCAAUUUCCUGUAGAAAUACUUUAUCUUCAAAACCUACAAGUACUGAAAUUGAGAAAUAAUCCUAUCAAAGAAAUUCCUUCUGAAAUCCAUCUAUUGACAUACCUUAGGAUUUUCUCCAUUGCCUUUAAUUAUAUUACAGAGCUUCCUGCUGGGUUAUUUUGCCUGAACUAUCUUGAGGAGCUCGAUAUUUCCUACAAUGAAAUUGAAAAUAUUUCAAAUGAAAUCCAGAAACUCAGAUCACUUGAAAAACUGAUUGUUGAUGGGAAUCCCAUAACGUCUUUUCCACCUGGGAUUUUGAAGCUUGACUUGAUCAAAUUUCAAAUUGAAAAUACAUUCACUGGUUCUCAGUUUUGGUUAGAGAAUUCCUGUAAUGACCCCCAACAACUUACUCAAAUUUGUUCCUUGUUCAUUGUUAAAAAUAAUCUACAUAAAGUAUUUGAUUGCAUCCCAGUUGCAGUUCAAAAGCAUCUUAAAAGCACAUCUGACUGUGAUUGGUGCCAUGGUCCCAAGUUUGGUGACGGUUUCCGCAUCAUCCGAUCCUGUGAUAUCUUCGGAGUAUCACAUGUCCCCAUUUUGUUCCAUGUCUGCUCCUCUUCCUGCUAUCUGGACAUCAGGGAAAGCAGCUUUGUUUUAGAAGGUUUCCCUAGUAAAAGAAUAGCUCUACAUAUGGACUGGGUAAAAGAGAACAAAGUCAGCAAUGUCUCGUUCUAUUUGUAA
Mus pahari (shrew mouse) is the source of this 1896-nucleotide messenger RNA. It is a transcript of the gene Lrrc63, whose product is annotated as leucine rich repeat containing 63. The transcript is spliced from 9 exons. The coding region runs from base 1 to 1896 and encodes 631 amino acids. The record is from RefSeq and is a predicted model, not a curated record. NCBI's taxonomy places the organism in Eukaryota, Metazoa, Chordata, Mammalia, Rodentia, Muridae. Gene Ontology annotation, molecular function: protein binding.